AGAUGGUGAGUCCGGGAUUGUGAGCGCCUCUUCAGUUCACCGACACACCACACACCGACAGCAGCACCGGAGACCGGAGACACGCGCGAUGCACCGCGACGCGUGAUCCGCGACAGACGCACCGCUCCGCAGACCGUGAUGGGGCAGCAGAUGCGGCUCCGGUGAAUGGCGCGUCUCCUCGGAGUGUCGGUACCGGGGACGCAGAGCACCAGAGACGCGGAACGCACCGAGCGCUGAGGAGCCAUGGGGAUCCUCCACCUCCUGCUGCUGCUGCUCUGGCUGCACCCGCUGAGCGUCUCCUGCACCCUGAGCGCCAAACGCGUCAAACCCGCGCCGCGGAAGAGUCCGAAGCCCCGGGAGAUGAACGGAACCACCGUCGCGCCCUCCGCCGCCACGCAGCGCAGCACGCAGGUCCGGCCGGCGCACACGCACGAGACCUGCCGCGGAUACUUCGACGUGAGCGGGCAGUACGACAAAGAGUUCGAGUGCAACAACACCGACCACCGGUACUGCUGCGGCUCCUGUUACCUGCGCUUCUGCUGCCAGUUCAAGGGGAACCGCCUCGACCAGCGCACCUGCAAGAACUACCACAAGCCGGACUGGGUGAAGACGGUGACGGCCUCUCCGGUGCCCACCGGCGACACGUACGACCCGAGCCUGGACCAGACGAACACCGCGGUCUACAUCACCUGCGGGAUCAUCGCCUUCAUCAUCCUCAUCGGGGUCUCCACGAAAGUGGCGUACGACAAGGCGACGCAGCCGCCGCAGGAGAUGAACAUACACAGAGCGCUGGCUGAUAUCCUCCGGCAGCAGGGCCCCAUCCCCAUAUCUCAGUACGACUGUGAGAACUUUGCUGCGAUGAACAGCUCAUCCAAAGACGACACGCCGCAGCGCUCCAAGAACCACUACACACCCACACACAGCAAAGCCAACCACGGAAAUCAUUACUCCAAGGAGAGCCGCGCAGGUACACACGACCUCCACAACUUCAUCUCGUCUGGCUUCGUGACGCUCGGCCGCAGCCAUGGGAAAGGAGAGAAGCAGUGGCCGGUGAGAUCUCAGAGUCAUCAUGGAGUUCAUCAGCACACCUACAACCACCUCGGCCUCAGCAGCCCCAGCCAGACCCCCAAACCCACUCACAGAUCUCUGAGGCACGAGAGCAGCACCCGGAUGAACAACAUCCUGACCUCUCAGACGGAGCCGUACGAUCUGUCCUUCUCACGCUCCUUCCAGAGUCUCUCCCAUCUGCCUCCAUCAUACGAGUCUGCAGUGAAGGCCGACCUCAACAAAUACUCCUCGCUCAAGAGACUAACGGAUAAGGAUGUUGACGACUACUACAGCCGGAAGCGGCACCUGCCGGACCUGGCGGCGCGAGGAACGCUGCCACUACACAUGAUGACACUGCCACCGGAGCCCCCGAGCAGCCAGCCGGCCCCGCAGACGCAGCCGCAGCCACCUCGCCAACGCCCCCGCAGAGUUCAGAGAGCCAUGUCCCAGGACCGGGUGCUGUCCCCGGAGCGCAGCAGUGGACACGACUACCCAGUGUCCCCCUACGGCAUGCCCCCGUACGGCAGCCGCAUCCUCUCGGAUGAGCAGCUGCUGUCGGCGGAGCGCCUGCGGUCUCACGAGCGGCUGAUCUCGCAGGACCGCCACUUCUCGCAGGAGCGUAUCCACACGCAGGACCGACUGCAGUCGCAGGACCGGCUGUACUCGCAGGACCGGCUGUACUCGCAGGACCCGCUCAUCUCUCCAGACAAGAUGAUGUCCAGCAAGCGCCCUGGCUUCCACAGCGACAGGUCCAUGUCCAGAGCCAUCUCGCACACGGACGUCUUCAUGCCCACCACGCCAGUGCUGGACCGCUAUAAGAUGACCAAAAUGCACUCGCAUCCCAGUGCCUCCAACAACACCCCUCAGAACAGCUCCGCCGGCGGGCAGACGGUCUCCAAGAGGCAGGCCUUCGCCUCGCGCCGCACGCAGACGAUGGAGCAGCUGCACUACGUCCCGCAGCAGCACCACCACUACCGCACCGGAAGCAAGACCGAAGUCACUGUCUGACCACCGCACUCCCGCCAACACACUCACACUCGAUAUUAUCAUUACGUGUUUGUCCUUCACUCAGACGAAAGAACUCUGCAUUCGUAAGGGCUUCGGGAGAACGUCACAAGAAAGAGCGUAUGAUGAAAAGAAGGUAUGGACGUGGAACAGAACUGUACACAUUUAUAUUUAAAUACAUACCUAUAUAUAUAAAUAUAUUAAUACCAAUACUGUUUGUACUUCCGGUCCUAGUCAAUAGCUUUAGAAGUUCUUAUGAUGUUCGCGCACUACUUUUGGCGCCUCUACGAAACCCUCCAUAUCAGCCACAGUGGUUUCGUGGGUUAUAAAGCACAAUCCAGUAGAGCUGCGUUUGUCUGGUUCAUUGGUUCGGUUGAUGAUGGCUAGCACACAUCAGUUCAGUCUUCAGCUAGUGGCCAUUAUUGUGUGAAGAUGAUUGUACAUAUGCUCUGCGCCACAGCGAGUGGACUGUUCUGGUUGGCAUUUGUAUUCUUGUAGUUUGAUUUUUAGAGAUUGGAGACUCCUUCAGGACUAUAGACGACCCACUAACCCUGUGUUGGACCAUUUCUAGUAUUAUGAUGCUGUACGUGUGUCCCCUCACAUGUAGGAUGAGAUUGGGGCGAAUGACACCUGUUGAUCUCCGGCUGUAGACUGUGUUGCAGUGACUCACAAGAUAAAUGAGUAUAUUAUGCUUGUUGUAGUAGCUUCAAAUAAACCCUCCUUAUUUUUGUAAACAGGACCGAUGAUCUGAACACAGUUUUAUUAAACGCUGAGAUGCUGAAUGCCGGAUCCUUUAUGGGGUAUGAAAGGUGAAUAUGGGAAGAAUAUGCAGGCCACAUUUACUGCCGAAAGUCUCCUCACAGAGCUCCAUACUCCCUAAUGUUCAUAUGUAGACUGGCUGAAUCUGUGUUAUUGUGUGGAAAAGAGCAGCCCGAACAUUAUUCACAGUCUCUGCUCUGCUGCUGGGGGUAAAUAAAGUCAGGAUUGAUG
Molecule: messenger RNA, 3042 nt
Organism: Danio aesculapii
Lineage: Eukaryota; Metazoa; Chordata; Actinopteri; Cypriniformes; Danionidae
Gene: shisa6b
Product: protein shisa-6
Exons: 9
Coding region: 244-2055 (603 amino acids)
Biological process (GO): regulation of short-term neuronal synaptic plasticity; regulation of AMPA receptor activity
Cellular component (GO): AMPA glutamate receptor complex; dendritic spine membrane; postsynaptic membrane
Source: RefSeq, a predicted model, not a curated record